AAAAAGAAAAACCUCUCUCUCUCACCGCCAGACUCCGAUCAACCUCCGCCGUCAAAACCCCUCCUUUUAUCCGUUACCGUCCCGUUAGCGGCUGGGGUUAGGUUUGCAAACCCUAGUUCGAUCUAUGGAAAGCUCCGUUACGAGCGGCUCUCCGGCGGCGGCGGCGGCGGGAACCCUAACGGCGAGCGCGGCGGUGCCGCCGCCGCCGUUCCUGAGCAAGACGUACGAUAUGGUGGACGAUCCGUCCCGCGACGCGAUCGUGUCGUGGGGGCCGAACAACAACAGCUUCGUGGUUUGGAACACGCCCGAGUUCGCCAGGGAUUUGCUGCCCAAGCAUUUCAAGCACAACAAUUUCUCGAGUUUUGUCCGCCAGCUCAAUACAUAUGGUUUCAGGAAGGUUGAUCCUGAUAGAUGGGAAUUCGCUAAUGAAGGAUUUUUAAGAGGCCAGAAACAUCUAUUAAAGACCAUUACUAGGAGAAAACCAUCCCAUGUGCAAAGCCAACCUCACCCACCUCAACCACAGAACAGUGCAGUAGCAGCUUGUGUUGAGGUAGGGAAGUUUGGAUUGGAGGAAGAGAUUGAGCAGCUUAAGAGGGACAAAAAUGUACUCAUGCAAGAGCUUGUCCGGCUUCGGCAGCAGCAGCAGACUACCGACCACCAGCUGCAAACAUUAGGAGACCGCCUUCAUGGAAUGGAGCAGCGACAGCAGCAGAUGAUGGCUUUCUUGGCCAAAGCCAUGCAGAGCCCUGGAUUCUUAGCCCAGCUGGUCCAGCAAAAUGACAGCAACAGGAGAAUCACAGCUGGGAAUAAGAAGCGUCGGUUUCCCAAGCAACGAAGUGAAUUGAAUGUUGAGAGCUCAUCACCUGAUGGGCAAAUAAUUAAGUAUCAGCCCUUGAUUAAUGAAGCAGCAAAAGCAAUGUUGAUGCAAAUUCUCAAACUGGACUCAUCACCGAGGUUGGAUCCUUUGAACAACUCAGAUGGUUUCUUGAUUGACAACUUUCCUUCACAACUGAACUCAGUGGAAAACAUCAGUUCGACAACUCGAACCUCAAGAGUAACCCUUAAAGAGGUGCCGACAACUUCGGGGAUCCCAUAUUUGCCUUCAAACUCUGGGGUUUCAUCUUCUGCUUCGACUCCUUCAACUUCGACUAGUAUUGUUGACAUGGUCAAGGAGCCAAUAGCCCCUGUAUUAUCUCCAAUGCAAGGAGUAGUGACCAAUGGGGAUUCUGUGAAUAUUGUACCUGAGAAUUAUAGUCCACUGGAGUCAGAUAAUGGGUAUGUUCCUAAUAUUCCGCCAUCAGUUGAUGAACAUGUUCCUCUCGACUUGGAUAGUCUAACAGAUGAUAUUGGUUUCUUAAAUGAUGUGGAAAAUGACAUGGGAACUCUACCGGGCAUUGAAGAUCCUUUCUGGGAGCAGUUCCUUGAUUGUCCUGUUCCAGGAAAUGAUGAUUCAGAUAUGCAAGAAAACGGUGAGGUGGUGAUAGAAGAGCAGAAUGGGUGGAGCAAUGCUCAAAACAUGGAUAAUUUAACUGAACAAAUGGGUCAUCUCACAUCAGAGAACAAAAAAUAAGACCAAAACAUAUACCCUAUAGUCCCUGUGCUCAAGUGAAUUGUCUGAGUGAGAUCUCCAACCUGUUUUUGAUGUCUCAAAUCUUUUGCGUUUUAUUCCUGAAAGGCAAAGUGAGUCGAGCAACCUGGCGGUUUUAUCCUCUUGUUGUAAGACAGAGAGCUUCUUAUUUAGAUGUUAAUAUACAUAGCUUAUAU
This is a messenger RNA of Asparagus officinalis (garden asparagus), 1764 nucleotides long. Its product is annotated as heat stress transcription factor A-1-like. Gene Ontology annotation, molecular function: RNA polymerase II cis-regulatory region sequence-specific DNA binding; DNA-binding transcription factor activity. The record is from RefSeq and is a predicted model, not a curated record. Gene Ontology annotation, cellular component: nucleus. Gene Ontology annotation, biological process: regulation of transcription by RNA polymerase II. NCBI's taxonomy places the organism in Eukaryota, Viridiplantae, Streptophyta, Magnoliopsida, Asparagales, Asparagaceae.